AUGCUAAAGGAAGCAAUGGAUUCUCGUGUUUUGAUCUGUCUAACAAUAAUCCUUAUAAUCUCAGGAUCACUACUAGUUUCAGGACAAGGAACAUGCCAAGGAGACAUCGAGGGUCUGAUGAAAGAAUGUGCUGUCUAUAUGCAGCGUCCAGGUCCAAAGCUAAACCCGUCCCAAGCGUGUUGUAGAGUCGUUAAGAAAUCAGACAUACCUUGCGCAUGUGGUCGCGUCACAGCCUCAGUCCAGAAAAUGAUAGACAUGGAUAAAGUUGUUCAUGUCACUGCCUUUUGUGGGAAGCCUCUCGUCCAUGGUACCAAGUGCGGAAGUUACAUCGUGCCAUGA
This is a messenger RNA of Arabis nemorensis, 339 nucleotides long. The record is from the annotation of a GenBank genome assembly. Lineage: Eukaryota; Viridiplantae; Streptophyta; Magnoliopsida; Brassicales; Brassicaceae.